Molecule: messenger RNA, 6786 nt
Organism: Solanum verrucosum
Lineage: Eukaryota; Viridiplantae; Streptophyta; Magnoliopsida; Solanales; Solanaceae
Exons: 10
Coding region: 1-6195 (2064 amino acids)
Biological process (GO): ribosome biogenesis
Cellular component (GO): nucleolus
Source: RefSeq, a predicted model, not a curated record
AUGAAGAUGAAGAAACGAAAGCAACAUAGCGCCGACAAAGAAGAAGGCUGUAACAGACCUUCAAAAUCCCAUCGCACCGAACAGGAAGAACCUAUAGUUGUUCCGGAAAGUGAAGAAGCAAUUAAGAUACAGGAUGAUUCCCCAUGGAGAAAUCUACAGUUGAUAUUGUCCCUUCAGAACAACUCUAUCCCUCUCCAAGAAAAAUUGGAGCUGGCAUAUAAUUAUGUGAAAUCAAGAACAGAAGGGGCUGGUGAAAGCAGGGAGAAAAUUCAGACAGUAAGCUUUUCAAGAGUGGUAGUUUUCUUGAAUAAUUGGGUUCAGAGGAUACUAGUUUCUUCUGAAAAGAAAAUUAGGGUGGAAGGAGACAAGCAUGCGAUGGAAAUUGCAGGGUCAUAUUCAGAUUGCAGAUGUUGGGUGAUUUUCAGGUUCUGCUUGGAGGAAUCAAAAAAGAUGGGUGUUUCAUUACACUUCUUAAGGGACUUGUUACGGGUCAUCCAAUACAUUUCAAGGGAUGCAUUGAUACGUCUGGGUGAUCAGCCUUUGGUUAGUGAAGAUUUGGAGUUGCAUAGCAUUGUGCUUGAUUGCAUAUCCCUGGUCUUCUCAUCUCAUGGGGGUAUUUCUAAUGAAAAUCUAGACUUAUGGAUAUCAUUGAUUAGUGUGGUGCUUGAAUUUGUCCAAAAGGUUCUCAAUGAUAAGCUUGAUGGAACGAAGGCGGGUAUUUUUGCCAAGCAGUUGUCUUGCUGCUUGCUUGAGCCAUUUGUUAAGUUUCUAAAGGUCCAUCCAACUCGUAAAAAUGGUUUCCGCGAGUUUAUAGAUAAGCUUUUUGAAGAUUUGGUGAUUGUGUGGGAUGCGUUAGAUGUUCAUGGCUGUGAAAGCAAUCCAGAAUGGAAAAGAAAUCUAUCGGUGUUGAUAGAAGAAGUUUUGUCACAGGCAUUAUUCCAUCCAACUCAUAUUGAUGGAUUUUUAAGCCUCCAAAGUACAUCCAAGUAUAGGCAUUUUGAUGAUAAAAAAUCAAAAGAGGAGAAAACUUUCAUAAAAAGUUACCAUAGACACUUAUUUGAUAAGUUGGGGAAGAUAAUAACUGGGAAGAAUGCGUCAGCACUCAGUGGUGCUGGAGAGCUGCUUCGCCUGUUCAUUAAUUGUAUUUAUAUGAAGAAUGGGGUUUUAGUCGGUGCAGAAGCAUUUAGACACCAGGAAGGCAAUUCUACUGCCUUUUCCAGGAGCUCUUCCAACAGCUCUGCGAUUUCAACAAGUCCUCCCUGUUAUGCCCUGGAUGCAGAAGCACGGAAAUCAGUUUUUGAUUUUUUUGUAGAGAUUAUGGAACUUUUCUUAUCAGAGAUUUAUACUCACUCACAGCCCGGUGUGGAUGCUGAACCUCUGUAUUUGGGUGUUAGCACAUUAAGAUCAAUGAAUAAGUUGCUUGCAACAUGUGUACAGGAAAAGGUAUAUAUACGAACUGAAGAUACCUCCGAAGGGGCUUGCUUUAAUUUUUUGAAGUUAAUUUAUGAUGCGAUCAUGUCUCUUACUGCCCAAAUGAAUCGGUUACUACAAUCAUUUGACUCUCCAGAAGAACGAAUACCCGGGCAAUUGUUGAUUCUAGCUGCCAAGGAAAUUUUUCUUGCUAUUCAUUAUUUAGUGGAUAUUGAAUAUGAUGUUGUUGGGGAUGAUCUAGAAAAACUAUGGGGCACGAUACUUACUCUUACAACCAGUAGUCACUCUCUGAUGAACGCUUCAGAUCAACAUUUGUUGACUUCAGAGGUACUUAAGCUUGGAUGCAGACUGGUUCACCUCUACAGUGAACUUCGACAGGUUAACAUUGCCAUAUUCGCACUAAGCAAAGCUGUUAGAGAUGUAUUAUCAUCAUUCAGAAGCAACGAAGUGUUCAGCUCUUCAUUGCUCUGUCACUCAUUUGCUAAUUCUAUGAGCAUGUUAUUGUGCUCUCCAGAAUUCAGACGUUCCAUCAGAAAUGCUGUCAAGUCCAUUCCUGAGGGCCAAGCAAGUGGAUGCAUCCGACAGUUGAUUGUUGAUGUUGCAGAAUCUCUGGAAUGGAUAAAAUCUGAAUAUCAGUUGCCUGCUGAAAGUGAUUUUGCAGAACCAUGUUUUAGUAGUUGUGGCACGCAUUGCUUUGUUCUAAAAGCUGAGAUUUUGGGGAAAAGCUUGACUGAAAUGUAUACCCUUAUUCUCGACUCAAUGACUGUUACUACCGGUAAUAGCAACCUCGUUGCUCUUUCCGUGAAAGAUUUGAUGGCUGUUAUUCGCCCUGGUUUGAGUAGCCUGGUCUCUCGAGGUCCAGAUGUUCUUAACGUUUUCUUUACUCUGGUAACGGGCAGAGGAUUCAGUAAGGCAGCUGCACUUGGGAAUGACAUUCUCUCAGCAUGCUGGAUUGUGGUCUUUUUCUUUCGUUUAUAUAUGUCUUGCAGAAGCUUGCAAAGACAAGCCAUCAGCCUGAUGCCCCCAGAUGCAUCAAGGAAGAUGUCAAGAGCACUUACUGAUUCUUUUUCUGCUUAUUCUGCAAAGGACUGGUUGGAGAGCACUGGUUGGGAAGACGAAAGUUAUUUUUCUUGGGUUGUCCAACCUUCAGCUCCUCUUCCUGCUGUUUUACAUAUUAUUGCUGAGUUUUGUCAUCAGCACACUGUUAUAGUUUGCUGUCCCCUUAUUUAUGUAUUGAGUGGCAUGGCUCUUCAAAGACUAGUUGAUUUAAAUAGGCAAAUGAAGUCCAUUGAUUACUUGCUUCAGAGGAAUAAUAAUCUAGUCCAGGCUAUGUUAGAUAAUGAUGCUGGUCUAUCAUCAUACUCCAAGGAUACUAAAAAGUGGAACAAACAUGUCUCAACUCUGAGGAAAGAGGCAGCAGACCUCACCGAAUUCAUGAUGAGAUAUCUCUCAUUAGUGACUGAAGAUAGGAUAUAUAAUUCCUCAGUUGAUCAAGUAAGCAGUAAGAAUACAUAUCUCAAUCAUCUGUAUGAAACUGAGGUAUGGGAUCUUGGUACUGGAUCUAUAGAUGAGAAGCUGUUUCCAUCUGCUUUGUGGUGGAUUAUUUGCCAAAAUGUUGAUAUCUGGUGUCCUCAUGCUUCUAAAAAAGACUUGAAAAAGUUUCUUUUAGCUUUAAUUCAGAACUCCCAUCCUUGUUUAAGCACGAAUAUGAGUGCGCUCAGGAAUUAUAUAGAGAAAUCUGGCUACGUGACAGGAGUCAACCGACAUUUGGUCUCAGUGGAACUUCUGAGCAACACCAUUCUAUAUGAACAAAAACCCAUUUGCAGGCACAUGGCAUCCAUAUUUUGCCAAAUUUUGAAGAAGUCUGUGUUGUCAAUAUUUUCAUAUGUUGGAGAAGUUGAUCUAAAUGGUACACCUGAUUGGGAGAAUGCUAUACACAUGCUUGAAAAGUCAUCGACUACAUUUUUCAGAAGUAAUCAUCCACAGGAUAAUGACUCAUUAUUGAUAGAGCCAAUCCAUCAUUUACUAAAUGACAUACCUGCUGAACUUUGUGAAAAGGAACUAAGUCCUAUAAACGCAGAAAUCACCAGAUGCCGGGAAUUUCUCAACCUUUUGAGCUGGAUACCGAAAGGACAUCUUAGAUCAAAAUCAUUCUCACGUUAUGCUACUAGCAUUCUCAAUAUCGACAGGCUCGUGGUCGGCUGCCUGUUUGAUCAGCAUGGGUCAGUAGCUUUAUGCAGCCGUUAUGAGCUCUUGAGGUUGCUUGUGACCUGCCGGAGAACCUUUAAAAAUCUGCUAAUGGCAUCAUGUGAAGGGAAGAAAGGUCAUCAAUCCUUGCUAGCUUGCUUGUUGUCAGAGAGAUCUCCUGUUUUUUGGCUUCUGAAGUCAUUGUCUGCAGUAACUGGUUUUCUGAGUGUGAUUUCUCAAGAGACUUCUCCUCAAUUGAAACAUAUGAUUUUCUCGUUGAUGGAUCACACAUCUUUCAUCCUUUUGACUCUGUUCAAAGAUCAAUUUGAAGCCAUUUUUGCUUUGACUGCUGGGAAGUCUUAUGGAGGAGCUAUCAGUUCUGCUGAUGGCCACAAAGAGAUUGUUCUGAGAGAAAAUGGUCCGCGUUCAGAUUUCUCUGAUAACAACGAUGCAUGGAGAAGUGUUUCAUCUGUAGCUGGCACCUUAACGAGACAUGCACAGGAAUUGCUGGACUCCCUAAAUCUAGCGGUUGUUAAUGGAAAAGUGGAUGAUCUAGCUGGGCUUCAGGAAAUGGAUAAAGUCUCACCUUUGGUCUCUUGCUUUCAGGGAUUCUUAUGUGGUCUAGUUUCUGCAAUGGACAGUUUGGAUAUUAAAAGAAGCAGUACUCUUAUAGAAUCAACAAGCCACAACCUCAAAAUGAAACCAUGUAUAGAGACAUGUGCAGACUUGUUAAACUCCAUUUUGCAUUUGUUAUUUCUUGAGGGCGAUCAAUGCCCUCAAGGUUUGUCUAGUACCCACACUGCUAUUGAGACAGAAUGUUGCAACGAACUAUUGGCAGCGGGAACUUACCAAUCUAGGGACUCUGCUGAUGAGCCUAAUAAUGUGAAAAAGGAAGAACACUAUUCUGGUUCGGCUGACUCUGUACAGUCUAAUGACUGUAAGAAUGACUUGCAAAAGUUUGGAGGUAUUGAGUCUCUUUUGGCCAAUGUGGACUUUGAGCAACAAUAUUUGAGAAAAUCUUUAUUGCAAGGACUUUCCAAAGGAGAAAAUCUUGAAGCAGCAUUUUGUCUGAAGCAUAUUUUCGGUGCUUCUUCAGCUAUUCUAAAAUUUUCGUUGCAUACCAAGUCUACUUCCUUGCCGAAGAAUCUUCUUCCCAUACUAAUCCGUGUCUCUCAUGUCUUGCUUUCUGAUUUUGCCAAUCACAGUGGGUCACUUGAACAGUUCUCUUUUAUUUGGUUAGAUGGUGUUGCGAAGUUCAUUGGAGAGCUGGGAAAAAUAUUUCCGCUGCUUAAUCCUUUGUCUUCUAGAGAUUUAUUUGUCAAACAAAUAGAAUUGCAUUUGAGGGCCAUGGGAAAGUGCAUAUCUUUACAGGGGAAGGAAGCUGCUCUUGCAUCACGAGAGAUAGAAUCAAGUACCAAGAUGCUAAGUGAUCUGCCAGAACAUGACCUAUCCAACUCUCAUUGGCUAAACCACUUGGAUGAGUUAAAAUCCAGAUUGAGGAUGUCAUUCGCGAAUUUUGUCAGCAGAGCUUCUGAAUUGCAUUUAUUGUCUGCUAUUCAGGCUAUUGAGAGAGCAUUAGUUGGUGUGCAGGAACACUGCAUUAUUAACUAUGAAGUAACUACUGGAAGUUCACAUGGAGCAAAGGUCUCUGCUUAUGUUGCUGCAGGCAUUGAUUGCUUGGACGUGAUUCUUGAAUCUGUGUCAGGGCGUAAGAAGUUGGCUGUGGUCAAAAGGCAUAUCCAGAAUUUAGUAUCGUCUCUACUCAAUGUAGCCCUGCACUUGCAAGGCCCGAAGAUAUUUUUCAGAAAUCAUAAGUUCAGGAAAGAUUUUACUGAACCUGACCCUGGCUCUGUCUGUCUUAUGUGCAUUUCAGUGCUGACAAAAAUUUCUGCCAAACACGCUUUCUUCCAAUUGGAAGCAUGCCAUAUUGGGCAGUUAUUGCAUCUGCCUGCUACAAUAUUUCAGAGUGCUUUUCAGCUUUGGACAUCCAAAGUUCCACUUUGUUCUAAUUAUACAGGAGACUUGACUUCCGGAGAAACUGAGGUUCCUGGAAGCGAAAGAAGUGUCGUGGAUAGAGAAUUUUGCAUAAAGCUAUAUGCUGCUUGCUGCCGAAUGCUGUGCACUGUUCUAAAGCAUCACAGAAGUGAGACACGGCGCUGCAUCGCGCUUCUGGAAGAUUCAGUUGGCAGACUUCUUAAUUGUUUGGAGAUGGUAUGCACUUGUCCAGUUGGAGGAGAUAAUUUUGGAUGGGAAGUUCAAGGAGGAGUAAAAUGCGCCAGUUUUCUUCGUAGGGUGUAUGAAGAGAUUAGGCAGCACAAAGAUGUCUAUGGUGACAAUUGUUUUCAAUUCCUAUCUUGCUACAUAUGGGUGUACUGUGGAUAUGGUCGGCUUAGAAAUGGAAUCAUCCGGGAAAUCGAUGAAGCUUUAAGACCUGGUGUCUAUGCUUUAAUAGAUGCUUGUUCAGAAGACGAUCUUCAACGUCUUCACACAGUAUUUGGAGAGGGACCCUGCAGAAAUACCCUUGCUACUUUGCAACAUGAUUACAAGAUCCAUUUCCAGUAUGGAGGAAAAGUGUGAUUGAUCAUCAUAACUACUUUUGUUGGCAAAGUCUGUAUGUGGAGGAUCCUGUAUCACUACUGCUUUUGCGGGCAAGUCUUCAUUGUGAAGGAAAAUGACAAGACCUGCAGAGUAAUAUUGUCAAUGAAGCAACCUCGACAUUGCUACAUUGCCCACAGGGUUAAAGGCUUGCAACGGGGGUUCACCUGCAGCCUGUUUUAACAGCUAUUAGAAAUGCCCCUCUUGAUCCGUUCUUCAAGACCUACGGUUGAAGGCUAAUCAAAGAACGCAAAAUUUGACAUUGGUUCCUUGGGGACAUGCUUGUGCUCUGCUGCUAAAAUGUUGUAGCAAACUAAAUACACACACACGCUCUUCAUCGAAAGCUGAGACUCAAUUCUGUACAAAGAAGUUUUGCUGAGCUCGAGCCUUGGGAGUUCUUGUGUACCGGUAUGAGUAGAAGUAUUGCAUCUCUUUUUAAUUAUGUGAAUUUGAUAUCCCUUGCCAAUGGUUUGAAACUCUAGGGAAAAUAGACCUUUUUGUAAGCACAUGACAUUUAAUUGAAAUUUUUUCAAGUUCAAUUAUAUGUAUAAUGUAUGGAUCCAAUUUUAUUUG